Lagopus muta (rock ptarmigan) is the source of this 4406-nucleotide messenger RNA. It is a transcript of the gene SNPH, whose product is annotated as syntaphilin. NCBI's taxonomy places the organism in Eukaryota, Metazoa, Chordata, Aves, Galliformes, Phasianidae. The transcript is spliced from 6 exons. Gene Ontology annotation, biological process: neuron differentiation. The coding region runs from base 1935 to 3434 and encodes 499 amino acids. The record is from RefSeq and is a predicted model, not a curated record. Gene Ontology annotation, cellular component: mitochondrion; cytoplasmic microtubule.
CCAGCAGCCAGAUAAGCUCAGCCAAACGCCGUUCUGUUCUCUUUUCCCUGCACAGAAAUGGGACUCUCAUCAAACCACGGCGGACUGAGCAGAGUUCUUUCAUCCCUGCUCCCUCUCAGAACCGCACGGCCACCAAUUGGUGCCGCUGUGUGGCUGCGGUGUUGCUGAGCAAGCUGUUCACUGCUGUGCUCAGUUUCAAUGUAGGUAUGUUUAUAAAAAGCUGUUACUCACCCUGUUGAUAAUAGGCAGCUAAAAUUCAUGCUCCCCCUCAGACAUUUGCAGCAUGAGGGGCUUGAUGAAAGCUCUUCUUUCUUAGAGUCCAGUGUUGGAAAUUAGGUUAUUUUCAGCUUGUGUGUUAAUUAGGUAUCGUGGUCAGAGAAGGGAAGUCCUUUAAGCUGUCUGAAUUCAUUCAAAAUUAUUUAUUUCAAAGAAUGUUCAAUACUUGUCGUGUUAAGCUCUAACAAGCAACUGCCUGCAGCACUGCUGUUGUGUGUUGAGAUGGAAACUUCUGCCGUCCUUGAGGUCAGGAGGAAAUCUGCCUUCCAGGAACCCCAGCGCAGUUCCAUUUCGUGGGGCAUUUAUACAAAGACUAACAGCUCCCCUUAUGCAUAGGCCAACAUAAAAACGGCUGUUAGAAAUGUUAGUGAUCCUUUGUACAUUUAUCUGGUUUAUUUAAGGCCUCUACUGCCAUUCUGUUGGUAAUUCCCACGUGCUGAAAGCGUGGCUGUGUGCAUUUGGUGCUCCAGGACACCCCAGUGCUCUGGCUGUGCUGACACCUCUUUCUAUGGAAUCAAUAAAAGUCUGACCAUGAUGUUUGCUGUGUAUUUGUUCUGAAGGAUCAAAACUGGUGCCGCCUCACUUCGGUCCAGGCUCAUCUUGGUGUUUGCUGUGAUCUUUACAUGUAUGAGGGUGGAUGAUGCUGUCAUCCUGACUCUCCAGGCCUUCCUGUUGGUUACACCCCUGUGUGCCCAGCCUUGCUAAUGUGGUGCUCGACACUAUGAGGGGUCAGGAGGUAAACAGCACAGAGGACAGGCCUGGGAGAUGAGGAGAAGCCGUUCCUUCCCCCGAAGGCACCUGAAAUGAAUGUGUGUUGCAGCAGAGCUGCUGCCUGCACCACGUCUGCCGCUGCCAUACCAGGGAGAGGAGCUCUGGCAGCAGCUGACACGAGGACAAUUUGCUCUUUCAGAGAGGGAGGCUUCACGUUGGGUUCACCAGGAACUGGAGACACAAAAGGAGGCUGGAGGAGAGCAGAAGACAAGCGGGAAUAAACCAGAGGCAGGUUGGCAGGAUAUGCAUACACUGAAAGCAGUCUGUAUGGCAGAGUAAAUGAGGUGCAAACCUUGCUGUAAAUAGCAGAGGAAGAAAGACGAGCACAUCUACAAAACAGGUUUGUCAGAAAUCCAAAAUAACCGGCUGGGGAGUCACACAUGGAGCUGCAGAGGAAGCCCAGCAUGCUGGCACUGCUUUUACAUGUGCAUGGGCUGAAACGUGGGCUUGGUUUUCCUUCUCGGUCAGGUGUGCUCUGAGGUUGGGCUGUGAUUUGGAUCCAGGAACACGUCCUGCUCUGACCUCGCCAGCACACGAACCGUUUCCUCCCUUAAAUCCAUAUGCACAUGCAGACGUGUAGGAUCCAACGCACGCAGCUGUCAGGUCGGUUCCUGCACUGCAACCUCGCUGCGCUGCCCAGGGCUCAGCGGAACGGAGCUGCAGCACCGGGCUGCCCCCACCGGCGGGCUGCAGAGAUCGAUGCGAGCCCUGCUGGGGAGGGCAGAGCUCAGCCUCCCACCCCAGGUGCAGCUCCUUCCAUCGUUAGGUUCAGCCGGCUGCGAAUGGAAGUGUGCGGGCAGCACCGUCGCUGAGCCCGGCGCUGCCGCCCCCGAGAGCCGCGGGCCCCGCGCAGUUCCCCUGUGCCCAGGACCCGCGGCACCACAGCCAUGUCUCUGCCGGGGAGCAGACGCUCAUCCACCGGAUCACGAAGUCGCGGGCUUUAUGGACGGAGUGGUUUUGCCUCCUUCUUUAAGUCGUCAGCGCCCUCAGCCACUCGGCCUGAGACACAGCCUCUUCUCCCUGCCUCCAGGCGCCCCUCGCCCCCCGGGAGGGACACCUACGGCACCUCCUCGCUGAGCAGCAGCAGCAAUUCUGGCUCCUACAAGGGCAGCGACAGCAGCCCCACCCCAAGGCGCUCGGCCAAAUACAACCUGUGCAGUGACAACCAUGGCAUCAAACCACCCACACCAGAGCAGUACCUGACCCCACUGCAGCAGAAGGAGGUUUGCAUCCGGCACCUGAAGGCCCGCCUGAAGGACACGCAGGAGCGGCUGCAGGACAGGGACGCUGAGAUCGAGGACCUGAAGACGCAGCUGUCGCGGAUGCAGGAGGACUGGAUUGAGGAGGAGUGCCACCGCGUGGAGGCCCAGCUGGCGCUGAAGGAGGCCCGCAAGGAGAUCAAGCAGCUGAAGCAGGUGAUCGACACGGUGAAGAACAACCUGCUGGAGAAGGACAAGGGGCUGCAGAAGUACUUCGUCGACAUCAACAUCCAGAACAAGAAGCUGGAGACGCUGCUGCACAGCAUGGAGGUGGCACAGAACGGCGCGGGGCUGAAGGAGGAGGGGGCUGCUGAGUCGGCGGGGGGAUCCCCGGCGAGAUCCCUCACCCGCAGCUCCACCUACACCAAGCUGAGCGACCAGGCGGGCGGCGAGCGCACCGUGGGCGGAUCGCAGACCAUCUCGGUGGACGAAGGGGCCGACAGCGGCUUUGCUGGGGGGGACGAAGCUCCCGGCCGCCCGGACUUGUUAGAAGGGGGGGAGCCCUGCGGGCGGCUGCCGCCCAGCUCCACCUACGAGAAGCUGCUGGGGCUGCGGGGCGGCGUAGAGGCGGGCGUGCAGGCCAGCUGCAUGCAGGAGCGCGCCAUCCAGACGGACUUUGCGCACUGCCAGCCCGACCUGGACACCCUCCUGGAGAAGGUGAUGAAAUCCCAAGCGUGCAGCUUGGGCAGCCCCACCUCGGUUUGGGUGUCCGAGAUGGAAGACGUGGCGCCGGGCUGCGAGAUGCCGAACCCCGCCGGCGUUAUGGACCUGGAGCCCGAGGACGGGGAGGUGCCCCACAACCCCACCGUGCAGCAGCCCCCCAGCGCCGGCCCUUCGGUGGCCAUCGCCUGCGCUCCCGAGGAGGAUGCGACAGCGGAGCCGGGCUGCGACGGCGCUCCAUCCAAGAGCUAUUGGAGCCGCCACUUCAUCGUGGAUCUGCUGGCCGUGGUGGUGCCGGCUGUGCCCACGGUGGCGUGGUUGUGCCGCUCGCAGCGCCGCCAGGGCCAACCCAUCUACAACAUCAGCUCGCUGCUGCGCGGCUGCUGCACCGUGGCCCUGCACUCCAUCCGCAGGAUGGGCUGCCGCGCCGUCAGCAGCCCCAACCCCGGGGGCGGAGCGCAACCCUGACCCCCCGCAGCCCCGUCCCGCCCCCCAGCCGACCCCACGGAGCCGACGGCUGAUUGUAGAGCCCCGCGCUGGGGGACGUGGCGCUCCGUCUGCUCUGCUCCUCGUAAAGCCCCUUGAGGUGGGGGCAGAAGGGGCAGGGGGUGGGCGUGCUGCCCUGAGCCUUUGUCCCCAAGGAUGCCGAGGGCUCGACGCGGUGAUACGAGGGGUGGCCAGGCCCCGUCCCUGCAAGCAGCUCUGCGGUGCUGGGGAUGUCAUCCCGCGGUGUCACCGCGUGGCACUUUGCUUUCUUUUCGGUUGUCCUCGCACGGACCCGGGGACGUCGCUGCAGUGGCAGAGAGCGAGGAGGCACCGAGCACCGGGGUGGGGGCUGCGAUGGGGUGCAGCCCGGCCCCCUCCCCAGGCAGACUCCUUGCUCUGGGUGCAGCAUUGCACAAUGGGACGUGGAGGAGGACGGAGGGAACCCCCUGGACGUGGAAAUGGGAUGGAAUUGGAUAUACCUCACACCCGAGCAAGGCUGAGCCGCCCGCAGCGCCGUCCAUUCCGUUCAUUCAUUUGCUUUGCACUAUAUUCACUUUCAUUUCCUUUCGGUAAAGUUGGGGCCCUGGAACCGGGUCUGGCUGCUGUGGAGUGGGACCGGGCACCCUCUUGGUUUGGGUGCAUCCUUGUCCACCCCUCCCCACCCAAACCCUAUUUUCCCAGGAGGGGUUGGGGGGGGAAAUUACUGCAAAAUGCCUUUUUUUUUUUUUUCUUUUUUUCGGGGGGGGGGGGUAUUUAUUUAUUUUAUUGGAAAAGCAAAGACAGCAAAGAUUGGUCAUCAGGGGCAGCCCCCGGGUGUACCGAGGGGUCCUGGCCCCCACCGCGAAUGUCUGCAGCUUCCUCGUGACUUGAAGCAACGGUGUCCCCCCCCCUCACCACAGGACGCUGUGCCCUCCCAGCCCCCCAUAUCCAUGGGGUGGGGGCUGGCACUGCAUG